CUGCACAUGCGCAUUUUAACUCGAACUGACACUGGUUUGACGACGAGCCGGCGAACUACAGUGGGAAAAACCCUGUUUUUAGUGAAAAUUCAGGUGAACUGAAGGGGUUGGCUGCAAAUUCUCAAUUUUGUUACCUUGGAAAGUGUCAUUUGACUUCAUCGUUGAGUAUCCAGCGUUGAUCAAAUGGAUUCAGAUUCUGUGAAGAUGGAGACAGACGAUGAUGACUCAUCACUUGAGGAAGAGGAGGGAGAGGAGUGUGAACCCAAACAGGAAGUCUGGGUUCAAAGUUCAUCAGAUUCUAAAAAUUACAAACCAGUUCAUCUGAACAUCUCCUACCAAAUGGGCAGUCAGGACUCUGCCACUCACUCUGGUAAUGGGCAACAAUCAAAGAAGAACAAGGGCAGCGACCCGUCUGCGUUGGCUGUCCUGCGAAGACUCACUCCAGAGUUACAGCAAGGGUAUAGAAUCCUGAUAGAUCUGAUGGGUGACCGUUGCAAGAGUUUCUCUUGGCCUUUCAUGGACAAGGUCGAUCCGGUGCUUCUCAAACUGCCUGAUUACUAUGACAGGAUCAAGACGCCCAUGUGGCUCACUAGGAUUGAAGAAAAAUUUGAGGAUAUGGAAUACACGUCGAUCACCGAGUUUGUUGCUGAUGUUCGUCAGAUUCUUGAGAAUUGUUAUCGCUAUAACGGACUGAAGCAUUCUGUGUCGAGACAAGCUCAGAUGAUGGAAUGCCAUUUUGAACAGAAGCUGUCCCAGCUCUCGAGGCACAUCAAGGACAAGACUAAUUUCCAUGUGGCCAGUGGCCCAGAACUAACAGAGUCAGAAACAUCUUCAAGCUCUAUGUUUGGACGGAGAGUCAGCCAGAGAAUUCUAGAGAGUAAAUGCUCCCUGACACCCGUUGCGGACGCCAUGGUGAAGCAACUAGAGAGAGAAGAGGAGGAGAGAAGGAAACAGAGGAUUAUAGAAAGGAAAGCAGAGCUGGAAAGACUGAACAAGCGACUUGUAGAAUGGGAGAAAACAGAACUGUUGGUUGAGCCGCUUGCAACCCAGCUAAAAUCCAUGUGGGAGAUUCCAGCCAUUGGACAGUUCCUCAAGCUGUGCUGCGAGAACAUGUACUUGCCAGAGUUCUCCCUCUUUGAACUAGAGAGGGCUCUCAUCCUCCCGCAAUCCAGCAAACUUCUAGCACGUAUCUUCACCAAUAUUCUCACCACGAGAUAUAACCGGAAAAGUACUGUAUUGCCUGAAGCUUGA
This is a messenger RNA of Lytechinus pictus (painted urchin), 1251 nucleotides long. RefSeq lists its product as uncharacterized. Bases 184 to 1251 code for a protein of 355 amino acids. NCBI's taxonomy places the organism in Eukaryota, Metazoa, Echinodermata, Echinoidea, Temnopleuroida, Toxopneustidae. Gene Ontology annotation, molecular function: protein binding. The record is from RefSeq and is a predicted model, not a curated record. The transcript is spliced from 9 exons.